UGCACAAGUUCCGCCUAGCUGCAGCCUAGUUGUGCCAGUUGCGUUGAAAGUCGGUGUCUCUGGUCAUCCAUCUUGUGCGGGCAAACAGUUUGUGCCUUAUUUCCGCGCGGUUGAAGCUGCAUUUAUAAAGAAGCGCAUGCCUGGCGCGGGCCAUCUCCGCCUGGACGUCAUUGGAUGUUGGUGUGUCUGGUGCCGGCAACCGUGGCUGCUCGACAGGUGGCCUCCUUACUGUUGGCUAGCGAUGCGACAUCCAGAUCGUCUUUUAGCGGCCCGCCGAGUCAACGCUCUUCGACACGCGAUGAGUGCGUACUUGGAUUUGCCAUGACAUUUUUCAAACUUGGCUUCCGCUCUUGCCAACGCCUGAUCUUCAUUGUAGGCAAGCUCACCGUAUUUCUUUUCCUUGUACCGCUGGAAGAACUGCGAGAAUUUAGAGACCUCGCGCCUGAUUUCAGCAAGGCGGCGGCGAACGGCAGAAGGCUCACGGGGCCAAAGAGAGCUCGCACCGUACACCGACCUGUGCAGUUCUCUUUCUCUAGCCCAAGUGACCAGAAAGGUGUGGUAAAUAUCCCUGGCUUUUUGGUCGUGGCUAUUGUCACCGCGGAAACAAGGGUCCUCCCGCUCUUUCGUAAUUUUGUUGUAGGCCUUGCAUAGUGCGACGUCCUCAUCCAUCUCCCAAGGGUCACCAUGUCCCAUGUUGAAGAGUGAGGAGUCAAACUGUAAUCUCAGUACUAGUGCAGCGCAGAGAUGUGCCACGGGUGGUCACUGGU
Messenger RNA from Protomyces lactucae-debilis, 767 nucleotides. RefSeq lists its product as uncharacterized. The transcript has a single exon. Bases 175 to 651 code for a protein of 158 amino acids. The record is from RefSeq and is a predicted model, not a curated record. NCBI's taxonomy places the organism in Eukaryota, Fungi, Ascomycota, Taphrinomycetes, Taphrinales, Protomycetaceae.